AAAGGAGGAAGAAGCAGCAGAAUCCCUCCAGUUUUCAGUGGAUGAGCAAGAAGACUUGUUUUUUUAAUUUCUAGGUGAUUUGGUGUAUCUAAUGUUGGUCUGGGGCUCACCUGAGGUGCACGUGCAGAUGGAGCUGCUGUUCUUAAGGCUGUAGCGCCGGUUUGCUCUGAGAUAUCGCGAUGUUUUCCUCCAACAUGGAAACAAAAAGAGUGGAGAUCCCGACCGGAAUGCUGGACGACCUCUGCAGCCGCUUCAUCCUGCACAUCCCCAGCGAGGAGAGGGACAACGCUAUCCGGGUGUGUUUCCAGAUCGAGCUCGCCCACUGGUUCUACCUGGACUUCUGCAUGCAGAACACUCCCGGAGCUCCUCACUGCGGGAUCAGAGACUUCGCCAAAGCAGUGUUCCAUCACUGUCCGUUCCUGCUGCCUAAUGGAGAAGACGUCCAGAAGAUCCUGGAGCAGUGGAAGGAGUACAAGAUGGGAGUGCCUACUUUUGGAGCCAUCAUUCUGGAUGAAUCUCUAGAAAACGCUCUGCUGGUUCAGGGAUACCUCGCUAAGUCCGGCUGGGGCUUUCCAAAGGGGAAAGUUAACGAGGAUGAAGCUCCUCACGACUGUGCCGUGCGAGAGGUGCUGGAGGAGACGGGCUUCGACAUAAAGAACCGUAUUUCCAAAGACGUCUUCCUCGAGCAGAAGAUCACGGACCAGGUGGUUCGGCUCUACAUCAUCCCCGGGGUGUCGCAGGACACAAAGUUCAACCCACGGACGAGGAAGGAGAUCAGGAGCCCAAUUCUGAAAAGUAAUGGUAAAAAGAGUCAGGACUCGUCUGCGGUGAAGAAAGGAGCCAAUGAUAAUGGGGCCAACAACCAGCAGAAAGAAGAUAAAAAACUUCAACCCAGAAGACUGCAAGACAGUUUUGAGAAAGAAGGAUCUCCAAGCAAAGACUCCGAGCACAUUCUAUCCUCCAAGGUCUUCCUCAAUUUCAAAUUUGACCGAGAAGCCAUCAUGAAAUGUUUCGACUACUGACAGCGCUGGUUCUCUCCUGUGAUGGCAUCAAACCGUGGAUACUAAAAGGACUUUUUUUUUACCUUUUAUAGUCAAAGCUGGGAUGUUACUGAAGCUUGCCCUUUCGGCACAUUUCUCGUCAUGUAUGUAGUUGUUUAUUUCCCAUUGAACACAUCCAAUAAGGCUUUUUCUACCCAAUUGUCCAGAGCUUAGAGAAGGUAUGCUAAGCUAACAGCACUGUGUUCAAUAUGUCUCAGGCAGAAUCCUAACUUUACUUCUUUGAAUAACUGAAUUCAUGAUUCAAUCUGCAGGAGAAAACACAUGAGAUCAGGACUUUAAUCUGUUGUCUUUUAAAAGGUCAAACGUUUUGAGACCAUAAUGGAUUUUAAGCACAUUUGAGGUCACGGGUGAAACAUCAGCUGUGAUAUCUGUGGUGAAUUUUGCCACUGUUGAAUUCAUCAUGUUAUUGUGAUUUUUAAGAUUAUUUCGGUGUUGUUAAUUUCCUCCGUUCUUCAAACUGAGUGCCUACAAAGUUGUGUUGGCUGUUAAAAAAUGGGAAGGUAUUGAGAAUAUGAUUGGCUUUAUAUAUUUAUAUAGUGUUAUAGGCUGUAUUAUGAAAAUUACUUUAGAUUUUAAACAGGAAUGGAGAGUUAAAUAUUAAAUACCAGUGGUCUUUGCAGUUGGUCUUAGCAAGUUGAAUAUCAUUUACAUGAGAUGCCAACAUUGAAAGGCAAUCAUCUAUGUGGCUUUCAUUCAAAAGUCACGUUUUUGCAUCGGAUUUUAACAUUUUAAUAUUGUCAUUCAUCAUGUGCACACACGAGGAACAUUACAUCUCAAUGUGGUUAACUAGUUUUAGUAUUUUAAGCCACAGACUUCCAUACAUUGUUAAUUUGCCUUAAAGUGACCCACAUCACGCGGCUGUUCGUUCGUUUGGUUUCGGCAGGGUUCACAUGUUUAAUGUCGUGGAGAUUUCACCAGUCAGUCAUAUUUUUUUUUCUACACAACGCACUCGUUAACUGCUCUAUCAUUUGGAUGGUAUGGCAGGUUGUAGACUCCUAGCUUUGGAGCAUGUUGGACGAACACUUUGUUAGACUACAGUGAGUCUAUCAGGUACUCAAAACCUUCACAGAGGACUCGGCAGGAUUUCGUUUUCAUAUCUGUUUUUCAAACCCAAAGACCUGAUCUUUGCAAUGUCCCUCAUACAGUAGGUCUUGUAUACAUGUGACUGGCUAUUGAUGUGAUGCUCACUGGGGUUUCUUUGUUAUUGAUUGUACAGAUGGUGAUCUCACGUUGUCUUUCGGCUUUAAUGUGUUUGUCUUAAACUGUGAAUAUUAAUAAAGUUCGUUUUUUUUCAUA
Molecule: messenger RNA, 2357 nt
Organism: Notothenia coriiceps (black rockcod)
Lineage: Eukaryota; Metazoa; Chordata; Actinopteri; Perciformes; Nototheniidae
Product: m7GpppN-mRNA hydrolase-like
Exons: 8
Coding region: 180-1022 (280 amino acids)
Biological process (GO): deadenylation-dependent decapping of nuclear-transcribed mRNA
Cellular component (GO): cytoplasm; P-body
Molecular function (GO): RNA binding; hydrolase activity; manganese ion binding
Source: RefSeq, a predicted model, not a curated record